AUGAAUGCCGAGAAUGGUAUUGAUACACUGGGACCAUGGUUCGACGGCGUGGAGCAUCUCUCCAAGACCGGCCUCUCUGCACUCGAUGCCGACGCUGCCAAAGAGAAGCACGUUGCAAUUGUUGGUGCGGGUAUGUCGGGGUUGAUGACGUACUUGGUUCUCUCACAAGCAGGCAUGACCAACAUCAGUAUCAUUGAAGCUGGCAAUCGACUUGGUGGCCGCGUUCAUACCGAGUAUCUCACUGGCGGACCUUUUGACUAUUCUUAUCAAGAGAUGGGACCCAUGAGAUUCCCUUCUACUUACAAGAGUCCUGAGACCAACGAGACAAUGAAUAUCACGGACCAUCAGCUGGUGUUUCAACUCGCAGAGGAGAUGAACAAGCUUAACAACCACGACAAGAACCUCAGUGUUGACUUCAUUCCUUGGCUCCAGAGUAGCCCAAAUGGCCUUUCAUACAAGAACGAGUUCAAGCUACCAAGCGGGCUGCCACCAACAAUAGCGGAAAUUAAGAGUAAUGCGUCACUCAGUCCUGCAAGUGUCAACGAUCCCAUGACCCAAGAUCUCCAGACAAAGGUUGAUACAUUCAUGCCUGGUUCGGAGUUCAGCACUCUCAUGGCGAAGAACAUGUUCAAGGCUCAUAAGCAGUGGCUCGAAACUGGUCUAAAUGGUCUUGGUGGUGAUCAAUGGUCUGAAUACGCCUUCAUGGUCAACUACUUGAAGGGAAGCCUCAACAGCACUGACAUGAAUGGUGGCUGGUCUGAUUCUAGCUUCUGGGAUUCGCUGUAUGAAGGAAUGUAUUUCUCAGCCGCCAGCUACAAGACUAUCGAUGGUGGUCUCAAUAGGCUUCCGUUGUCGUUCCAUCCUCUUGUCGACAACAUUACGACAAUGGAGCGCAAAAUUGAGCGUGUCAGGUACAACGAGACCGAAGAGAAGGUGACAUUGCAGUGGCGCAAGAAGUACAACGAUACAACAUUCCAGAACUCAACUUUCGACUACGCUGUAAUUGCAGUGCCCUUCUCCGUUGUCCGCAGGUGGCGCCUUCCCAAGCUCCCCGCAACAAUCUCCAACGCCAUCAAGGAGCUUAACUAUGGGUCUGCCUGCAAGGUCGCUCUCGAGUUCUCCGAGCGCUUCUGGGAACAUUACGAGAACCCAAUCUAUGGUGGAUGCAGUACCACUACGGACAUUCCGGGCAUCGGCAGUAUCUGCUAUCCAUCCUACAACUUGAAUGGUACGGGCCCUGCUACCAUUCUGGCAAGCUAUAUCAGUGGUGAUAUGGGAGUUCGGCUGGCAAGCAUGUCGGAGGAAGAUCAUGUCCAGAUGGUCCUCGAGGCCAUGGUUGAGAUUCAUGGAGAGUUCACCAGAGACCUGUAUACUGGAAAGUAUAACAGAAGAUGUUGGGCGCUUGACCCUCUUGAGUCUGGAAGUUGGGCUAGCCCGACUGCUGGACAGCAUUCGCUCUACAUACCAGAGUACUUCAAGACAUACAACAAGAUGAUCUUUGUUGGCGAGCAUACCUCGUACACUCACGCUUGGAUCGCCUCGGCUUUAGACUCGGGUAUCCGCGGCGCAGUUCAACUCUUGCUAGAACUUGGGCUCGUUGACGAGGCAAAGCACGCAGUGGAGAAGUGGAUGGCGAGAUGGAUUGAAGUGAUACAGAGUGCUGUGCGUUAA
Molecule: messenger RNA, 1671 nt
Organism: Fusarium musae
Lineage: Eukaryota; Fungi; Ascomycota; Sordariomycetes; Hypocreales; Nectriaceae
Exons: 4
Coding region: 1-1671 (556 amino acids)
Biological process (GO): amino acid catabolic process
Molecular function (GO): L-amino-acid oxidase activity; polyamine oxidase activity
Source: RefSeq, a predicted model, not a curated record